AUGGAGAGAAACCUGUCCAAUUCUCCUCCUCGACGACGGGUACGCUCUGAAGUCCUCAAAACAACUGAAGAGCGUUUGGAACUCUUGCGCCAAGAGCUCUCUGACCUGAGACAUGCCGAAGAGACACACGAAACGCGGUGGCAACUCGAGGAGAGAAACUUGUCAUCAGAAUUGCAAGAAGCCAAACAGCAAGACGAGGCAAUGUUGAAGGCUCUUGCAGAUAAACUUCAAAGUGUGAACGACAAGAACCGCAAACUCGAAGCAGAUUUGCGGCUGGAAGAAGAGAAAACUCAAGAGAAGACAUCAUCGCUCGACGCAGAGGUAUCGCGUUUACGUGGCAGCCUGUGGUGGUUCACAACUUCGCCAGCGACACGAGCUGCGUCAGAGCUGUGGAGCGGCGCAUCGAGUGCUUCGAGCCACAGGCCGUCGCCGCCACCGGCGGCAUCGCCCAGGGCAUCGGGCACGUCUCACAUGUCCGGAGCGUCGGCGUCCGCGUCGAGUUCCAAACGCCAAAGUGUCCACAGCCUCCGCAGCACGAGCUCCAAAGAUUCCGAGCCGAGAGCACGGCGGCGCGCCACGCGCAGCUUCAAACCAUUGCAAGACAUGUCAUCGCUCAACUCGCACCCACCUUCCGCUACUUCUGCUUCUGCUGUUGCAACUGCGUCCACCUUGGCCCGGAGAGCAUCUUUGACGAUGGGUGAGCUGAUGGAUGAUGCACUUCUCAGUGUAGGGGAGUUGCUUGGAGAUUCGAAAUCGGAAGGCGCUGCAUCAACUGCCCUAGAAACAUCGAAGUCAAAGUCUACCGUGGCAGUGCCUUCAUCGAACACAGAUACUGCAGAUGCCCAAGUCCCAGAGGCUAAGAAUGCUAACCAAGAGAAUUCUACAGUUCCGACGCUCACUGAGCUUUGGGAAGCAAGCAGUGGUCACCGUGCCAGCGCCACUGCAGCAUUUGCGCAUUUUGGAACUUUGCUGCAGCAGCAGGUGAAUUCUGCUGCAGAAUAUGCAGGGCGAGUGGGUAGAUAA
This is a messenger RNA of Cladocopium goreaui, 1023 nucleotides long. The record is from the annotation of a GenBank genome assembly. Lineage: Eukaryota; Dinophyceae; Suessiales; Symbiodiniaceae.